Messenger RNA from Ylistrum balloti, 12398 nucleotides. RefSeq names its product serine-rich adhesin for platelets-like. The transcript is spliced from 6 exons. Lineage: Eukaryota; Metazoa; Mollusca; Bivalvia; Pectinida; Pectinidae. The coding region runs from base 1 to 6720 and encodes 2239 amino acids. Gene Ontology annotation, molecular function: chromatin binding; DNA binding. Gene Ontology annotation, cellular component: nucleus; chromocenter. The record is from RefSeq and is a predicted model, not a curated record.
AUGGAUCCUAACCACCGAAAUGCUCAGCCGAUGGGAGCUGGCAUGUCCCAUAUGUUCCCUGUGGCCCAGGGAGCAGGGUAUGAGCUGCCGUAUGGGCAGGUACAGGGAUUCCAGCAGACACAGAACAAACCCUUCAACAUACCUGGCAUGAUGGGAAAUAACGCCUUCAUUCCAAAUUAUCCCAUGAUGCAUCAAGGCCAGGGAUCUGUCCUUGCCAAUGUACAGGGUGGGAUGCCAACAGCUGGGUCGGGAAGCACUGGAACUCUACCAUCCAUGGGCACGUUUGUUGGUAAUUUUAAUCAGGCUACUAUCACCAUGGGGCAUUGUGUGCUUCCCAACACAGGUUAUAAAGGGCUGGACAGUUGGCCUAGUCCCUCCCAGCAGUCUGCAGGGACAGUCAAUGCUCUGCCAAGUUUUGGACACUUUCUCAUGCAUCAGCCAUACCAGCAAUCAUCUACACAGCAACAACAACAACACCAGCAACAUCAACUUCAGCAACAUCAACUCCAACAGCAGAUCUUUCAAACUAAUCAAAACCAAAAUCGAUUCCCAAGCGCCUUAAUACAACAUGGAAACCUUGGUCAGUUUGUAUCCAACUCUUCAAGUGUUUCUGGAAUGAUCGCAAACCUUGGAAAUCAACCACAAAGUUUCAGCAGUGUGAAUAUGAAAAUCAACAUGAGUGCUAACCUAGUUGGUAACUUCAGUCAAUUUUCAAAUACAAAUGUGAUGGGAUGUCAGAAUCUGCCUGGACCAUCCAACCCCUGUGGUACUACUGUGUUGACCUCGUCGGAAGUCGCCAGCAGUAGUGCCAUUCCCUGUCCACUGCCACAGUUGACUCUAUCGUCACCACCUAUCAUGUCCUCCCAUGUUGCUGCCAGUUGUAACCAGGUAACCAGUACCACUUCCUCAGUCAUUACCAUCACCAGUACUACGUGUACUACUCCAGUGAUGGCACACAUGCACAACACAUCAAUCACACCAGCUGUUGUUCCUUCAACACACAUCACUAUGGCAACAUCACAUAGCAACAUAUCAAAUGUGGUAGACAGGAAGUUGGUGAGUACUGCGACUACGAAAAAGGAACCAUAUCUACAAGGUUGUGAUUAUAAGGAGGAUGCCAAAUCUACACUCCAGUGUUCUAGUAAGGGAGGGUCAGACACUCCAAGUCAGUCAAGCACUCCCUCAUCCAACCCUGUGAUUGUCCCCUUUGGUUGGAGAAGGGUAGUGGAAGAAGGUGCUAUUGUCUACUACAGCCCAAGUAAUACCAAACUGUCUUCAACCCAAGAAAUUGGUCAGUAUUUGUCUAGGGAAGGUACUUGCAAGUGUGGGCUGGAAUGUCCAGUGCUGGUGGAAAAAGUGUUCAGUUUUGACAUUACUAUUCAAUCAAGGCAGUGGACGUUAGAUGUUCAUUGUGCAGAAGAUCUGACCAAACUCUGCAACCAUAAACGAAAAAUAAUUGCAAUGGCAACAUUUCAUAACAGUAGAACGUUUCAGACUUCUUUACCUGUGACAUCACCUGUUUCAAUGCAGUGUGUAUCCAGUGUGGCUGUCAGUUCCAGCCUUUGUACAUCAACCACCACCAGUAUUACGACCCCGGUCCCAAGUAACACCAAAAAAGAAAGCAAGGGGAAGAAGAAAAAGGGCAGAAGCGGCAGCCAAAAUCCAUAUGACCGCCUCCUAGUCUCCGAGCUUUUGGCACAGAGAGAAAAGCUGAAGAAUUCUGCCCUUCAAGCUGCCAACCGUGAGAAAAUCACCAGUCCCAACUCAUCAGAAUCUCAGACAGCGGGACUGACUGGCCAAGGAGGAGUUAGCGGAACCAGACAGACUUCAAUCGAUCCCUUCACUGAGCAGAAUUUGUCAAAUUGCAAACAGGACAGUAAAUCACCAGGUGCUCAGAGUGACAGAUCAUGUGUUAAAUCAGGAUCAGCAGGUAGUGAUCCCAGUGAUGACUUGGGGCCAAUCAGUUCUAGUAAGAUGGUGAAGCUGGACUUCAGCCAUGGCCCUGGUAAUCAAGAGGACAGUGGUAUCCUGCCUGGGUCAAGCAGUGACAGUACUGCCGAACAACCAGCCCACUUUCUACAUCAUCAGAACCAGCUCACAGUGCAGACAGUCUUCUCUCAAGAACAUCUCAAAGAACAAGUAUUCAUUCAGCAAUCUCCCACUAACCCAUUGAGGAACUCGCCAGGUUAUGGGUUCAUUCCUCCAAACCAUACCCUUCCAUGUGGAAACUUUGGCUCUAACAUCCAAUGUGGAACUUCCCCAGUAAAUGUCCCACAGAAUAUGGGUGUUGUUGUUCAAGGUGUUCACCAAGCUAAUUUUCCAGUAUACCAGCUUCAGAACACGUCCACUAGAUUCAUGAACCAACCAUUGGAUCAGAACCAUAUCAUGGCCAGCGCACCAUAUCACAUGAAUACUAUGCAUGGAAUGGGGUUCGGAGGACGGCCACCGUACAGUGUGAGUCAACAACAGUCAAUGUAUCAUCCACCCAACCCUGUGUUUCAAUCUGUCGACCCUCUAUGGACUGAGAAAAAGAAAAGCAAACCCAAGAAAUCAAAGCCAAAAAAGGAGAAACAAAAGAUGAACAGUGUAUUUGAAAGUGACACUCCUCCCCCAAAUGUUGAUGUCAGUCAGCUGCAUGAUCAAGGGAGAGGUCCCAUUCCAAAAGUCAAAUCUUCCUCGUCUUUUCUAGAAAAUCCCACAGCAUUUUUGGCAGAACAGACAGCACUUAUAAGUAAUUCUAUGACCUCUACUCUUUCUAGUCCAACUUGCUCUUCGGGCAAUACGUCCGAGAGCGCUUCAACUUCUGUCAGUAAGGAUGGAAAAAAUGACACUGUUGACGGCGAUGUUGUUGUCAAGGCCAAAAGUAUGUCUCAGACAUCAAGUAGUUCUGUGAUGAACACCACCAGCAUUUCACUUUCAAAACCUAUAUUUACCUCGACACAAGCAUUAGCACCAAUGUGUGGGGGCACAGCAUCUAAGGAGUCCUCAUCAUUUAUCAAAUCUUCACAGCAUCCAUUGGAAAAUGCUGGCAUAUUCCUGAAAUUACCCUGCACAGGAUCUGAAUCUCAUAUACCACUCCCUGACACUAAUCAGGACAUGUUUACCAAGGACCGAUGUGAGUCUCUGUCACCAGAUUCUGGUAGUGAAAGCUUGGUGUUUACAGAGACAAUCACACCUAGUUCUGUGGUUCACCACACACCAUCAAACACCGAGGAUGACACGGAGAGCAAGAAUGACUCGCAAUCUAAAGAUAAAACUUUCCUCAUAGACAAAAAUGUGGCAACAUCACAAGGGUUUUCUGGACACAGUGUAUCUGCACCAUGUAAAACUGGGAGUGAGGACCACAACAGGGAAAAAUCAUCGCCUCUGGAUACCACCCUAACCAGUGGUCCUAGAUUUAACAGGAAUGUUGGAAGCACAAACCUGAUACAGCAGAUGUUAGGACAUCACAGCUCCACCGAAUUCCCAGCAAGUAAUCUGCUAUCAGCUGCAGCAAGGGCACAAAUGGUACAACAGCAACACAAUCAUAUGAACAUUAUGAUUAACCAGCAACAACCUCUGCCCAAUAUCCAGAUUAGUCAAUCAUUCCCAAUGACCAUUAACCCAGCAUCCACUCUGCCUGUAGGAGUGGAUGGAAAGUUGGUCCCGACUUCCACUUUGGUAGGAGCUGGAACUGACUGUGGUCCGAUGGUGGUCAACCAAAGCUUAUCUGGUAGUCUUGGUAUUGUUAGCAAUCCUUCACACUCAAGUAGCAUUGUAUCUGCUUUACAGAGUCAAUCGUCAACGGAUUGUACCUCGUCCUUAAACACUUCCCUUGGGAAAAGUUACCCAGGCGAACAGGAUUCUGAUGCAUCCGGCCCAGGCACAGACACGAUCUCCAAAAUUCUUGCCCAGCCUGUCAAUGGUAUAAAUACAACAGCAUUACUUAAACAAGGUCAUUUUGAUGGCAAUCUGAUGAAACACUUGGGCAGUUUACCUGUGCAGUCCGUGAUGGGUCCCGCUGGCAUCGGUGCCCUGGAACAUGUUCAGACUAACAGUGUCAAUACACCCAUGCCACCAAUAUCCCUGCCACUGGUUACUGCAGUGACUAACUCAUUGACACAAGUGAUACCAGCAAUAGGAACCAAUGGCUCUCAGAAUCUCCUUAGUCAGCAAGCAGUGAUGAAUCUUUUUAACAACCUGGGGCUCAAUACGAUGCAGAACAAUGCAACAGCUAGUGGUCAAGGAACCCAGAUGGUGUUGACUGGUCAAGUCCUGCCUCAGGACAACGUGCCUUGUCUAUCACUGGUCAAUAACACAGUUGGGCCUAAUACCUAUCUCAAUGGCAUGAACCAGUCUAACUAUCCACGCUUCAUUGGUUGUAAUAAUAUUGCACAAAACAUUGACUUGGGUAACAUGGUCUCAAGUCAGCGUAACCUGAUGGACCCUAAUGUUCUCAACAAAGCUGGCCCAGCAAUGACACAGUUGAUACCCACAGAACACCAGGGAGGCACCAUGCAGAUGAAAUCAACCAUGACAACACAACCCGAGGACUUACAAGAUCAGGUUAACAAGAUGCAGUUGCCAUGUGAACAGGUGUUGCCCUCUGUGACUACCUCUGCAGGACAAAUGGUGCUGCUCCAAAACAUGCAAAUGCCUCUGCUGCAAGUGCUUAACGCUAACCAAAUGUCAGCAGCCUCUAAUCCGACCUUGCUUGACAAGACGGCUGGAUGUAGCAUUCAACAGCAGCCUUAUCCCAUACAGAGCCAGGCAGAUAUCCAGGCACUGAUCGGUCAGCUUCAGGCAGGUCUUACCCAAGUUGGCACGCCUCUCAACAUGAUGAAUGUCCAACAGGUGUGGAACAACUUGACGACAGGAAGUAACCUGACUGCGAUGCAGCUGCAGACACUUCAGCUUCAACAACAGCUACUGCAACAGAUUCAGCAGCUACAAGGAAUGCAAACACUUAUAAGUCAGUUCAACAUGCAGAGUAACCCUGGUAACCCCAUAAGUAGUGUGACUAACAAAACGACCACCACCACGGUCAGCAAUGGCCUCGCUGCUGUCGCCAUAACCACAGGAAACAGUGCAGAAACUUGCCUAACAGUAGAUGGCAAAACCUUUCUCACACACCCUGUUACAGGCAACAAUAUUGUUAUGCCUGUGAGAACUGCAGUUGAUAUGAGUAUACCUGAUCUUAAAAUAGACACUCCAGCAUCUACAGUUGUAAGCCAUUCGGAAAGCAAACCAGAUUCUUUUGAUUCUACAUUUGAAAGACAUUGUAGAAAAAACAGUGAAAGCGAAGAUAGCAGGACUAAUGUGAGUUCUUCUGUGGAAGGUGGUAAUUCAUCUCAUUUAGAGACAUCACAGCAUGCAUCUGAACUGCCAAGUGCAACAUCUAGUACAGCUUCAAUUGGUGGUACAUUCUACAAGUCCACUUCAUUACCAACCAGUUUGGAACCUUGUGGUGACACCCUGUCUUGUUCCAGCAACCAGAAAUCUAUCACAGAGGAUGCUAUAAACAGUACACAAUGUUCACUAGUGACCACAUCCUGUAUCUCAGAACAAGAUGUAUCUCCUCAAAGUAGCAAUAAUUCACUUUCUGUUGACUCUAGUAAGCAAGAAAAUGAAAAUGAUGAGGAUGAGAACUUGAAAAAAAAUAAUGGAACAGUAUCACAAUAUAAGCAGUCAAGGACCUCUGAUACUGAGAGACAGUUGAGUAUUGACCAAAGCAGUGAUCGAGUCACAGACCACAGAAACUCUAGCUCUGUGAUGUCGUGCUCUGAAUCAGAAAUACAAGAUACUCAAAAUCGAGCCACAUCUUCCUGUCAUACAAAUUCUGAAUGUGACAAUUUAAACCCAAAAUCUAAUACUGAUGAUAGCAAGGAAAAUUGUGCAAACACACCAACUCAUGUUCUAGAUGGUGGUAUCGUGUCAUCUGGAAGAAACCUAACAGAUUCCUCAAAUUUUGAAAUCAGUGAUGGCAGCCAGCAGAGUCACCCGCGUCCUCAACUAGCUGUAAGUACUGUGUCCUCAACUGUAGGCGCCAUCAACAAGACCCAUAAGAUCCGUCAGAAAUCUAGUCCAGAGCACGACCCUAGUAUUGCCGAGAAACCCAAGGAGGCAAAUCUUCCAUCAGACGUAGUGACAGCUGUCAAGUCUGACCUAGGACACAGGGUCGAGGUCAACUUCUUCCAAGCCAAUCACUUGAUGAACACUGUUGAAUUGUCCAGUGAGCGUGCCCAAAAAGCUGCAGAUGCUCUCACGCUUGUCAACAGGGUGAGCAAGCGCUCUCGUGAGAUAGACACUGACUCGUUUGAUGACGAAGACAGUUCCUCGUCAGAAAUAUCACUGUCAUCAUACCCUCACAACUUUGCGGCCGGUGAUCUGGUGUGGGGACAGAUUAGGGGCUUUCCCUCCUGGCCAGGCAAGGUUGUGGAUGAGAAAGAAGUGAAGGAGGGGCAUACACCUGAUGCUGGCAAGUGCUGGGUACAAUGGUUUGGUGAUCACACAUUCACAGAGGUAGAACCUGAUAAGCUCAAGAGUCUGUCCGAGGGUUUGGAGGCUCACCAUCGUGCCAGGAAAAAGUACAGAAAGGGAAGGAAGAUGAACUCAAACCUUGAGGCGGCCAUACAUGAGGCCAUGACUGAACUUGACAGACAAGCACAGGAAACGGAGAGUAAAAUCCAAGCUAAAACUGCCAUUCGGGGCAAAACCAACAAAAAACGGAAGGCUAGGUGACCUGUUGUGUUUUUAGGAUGGUGAAAAUUUGCAUUAUUUAAUGAUAGAAUAUUGUUGCUUCUGUUGAUAUGAUGUUCUGGUAAACGUACUGGUAAAAAGAACUGACAUACAACAAAGCAUCAGACAUUUUUGUUAUGAUGUUCCAUAGAUGUAAUUAGUUUACAUGGUAAGAUGGAAUAUGGCAGAAUGAUAUUGAAAGUGUUUUAUUAUAGAAUUGAAUUAAUAGACAUCAUGCCUAGUUAUUUCUCAUGUUUUGUGAUAAGUUUAAGUUUAAAUGAAAGCUAUGGAUCAACAGAUUUUGGUUUAAAGGGGCAUUCCAUCGUUCAACAGCAAAAAUAUGCUACACUAUAUACUUUAAAAUUAUAUACCUAAAUGAUGAUCGUUAAAAUACAUGUGCCUGACAGUGAUGAAAUAAGUAUGGCAUUGAACAGAAAAAACAUACACACAUAAUGUUUAAACUCUGUCUGAACACUAAUUGGUACUAAAAUAUUUCAUCACUGGUUCAUUAGCUUUGUCUAGAUAUCACAUGAUCUCACAGACAUAGCACAGCCUGAUGAUUCCCCACCCUACAACCAUGUGUACCAUGUAAACAGAAAUUGAAAUAAGGUCUCCAAAUUAGUUUAAAUGAUUUCAUUACUUACCGCUGUCUAACUGAAGUGGAGCCAAUUUUUGUUAUUUGUUGAAAGUGCCGCAGCUCUGUUUGCCGUCUUCUACCUUUCAACGGCUUUUUUAAUGAUAAAUGAUUUUUCUCUCCCUCACUUGUUUAAUUUUUCUUUGUUUCUUAACUGAUUUUGAUUUUAGUGAACUUGUAAAUAAUCUGUUCUAGCAAAUUAGUGAAUUGCAAACGUCAGCCAUUGGUUUUGUGUUGAAUUACUACAACAACUCAACUGGGCAUUGCUCGUCUUUAAAUUCACAGGUGGUAUUAAUCCUCAUGCUUCUGGUCGAAAGAAACACUUCAAAGAAUUUGUGUCUUUGGACUUCUACAUGAUUUUCAUUUAAUUUCGUUUUUUGCUCACCUGGCCCUUCUCUGUGGCAUGGGGUCCAUCUUCUGAUGUGAAUUUUUUACUUCUUCUCAAUAACCAAUGGACAAAUGUUUUCAUAUUUGGUUGGUGUGUUUCUAUAAUGAAGCCCAACAAAGUGUGCAAAAAGAAACAAAAUCGAUGUAUAUUUAGAUCAUAGGGGUCAGAUUUGUUAAAACCUUUAAAUGACUUUGUCUCAUGAAAUAGAAGGCCUAGAGACAUGAUAUUUGACUGGUGUAUUCCAAUGAGGAAGCUUGAAAAAGUGUGCAAAAAUAAAUUACCUCCACUGAUAUUGAAGGUCAUAGGGCUCAAAUUUGUUGAAACAUUUAAAUGACUUUUUCAUGAAGCAAAAGGUCUAGAGACAUGACAUUUGGCAGUUAUGUUCCUAGGAUGAAGCCCGGCAAAAUGUGCAAAAAGAAAUUAUUUUGACUUGUUAAAAACUUCUACUGCUACUACGUUUGUAUACUACAUAACGCCUAGCCUUCUUCAUCAUUAGAUUACCAUUAAGGUCCAUUUACCGUGUGUUUUUUCAUUUACAUAAUUAAUUUUAUACCCACUUUUUAAGUUUGUUUAAUGAAUUUUUAAAAAUUUAAUAUAUACACCAGGUGAGUGGUGCAGGCCCAAUGGGCCUCUUGUUAUAACUUAAAAUUAUUUCAACGACGGAACUUAAAAUUAUUUCAACGACGUAAUGCCCCUUUAAGUAGGUAGGGAAAUGCAGGUAUGAACGAAAUACCAUGAUAUGAACAGAUUAACUGUAAAACAUUUUUUGAUUGUUGAUUUUAUGAAGAAAAAAAAAGAAAAAAAAACAUAAACCUGGUAUUGGUGUUCGGCAUAAGAUUAGAUGCAAUAUUUUCACAUAGUUUUGUGAAGGCAUGUUGUGAAACAUAUUCUGUUCAUCAGGUGUCAAACAAGUUAAUGGAAGGAAAUUAAUUUAAAAGGCCCAUAAUUCCAUGCCAGAUAAUGAUAAUCUUGACAUUUUAGCUUUGUUUUAGAUAUUUACUGUAAUUUCAUCCUCGAUACUACAGAGGUUACACUCCCUGCACCCCUGAAAUAUUUCAUAGCAAAAUUGAAGACACAAGCAAAGUCGUUUAGUUGAUCUAUGUUGGGUUUCAGGAGAAAAACCAUAGAUUGGGUUUCAGGAGAAAAACCAGACCGAUCAAAGACUGAUUACACUCUGUUGUAGAUUGCUAACAAAGAUACUGCUGGGUGAAGUCGAGAUUGGUUUGAUGUACAUCAAAGGAUCAAACUAGUCUUCUUGUCUUAUCCACAAGUUGUCGCACAUGGAACCUUCAAUUUUGCCUUGAAAUUUUUCAGGAAGACAGAUCAACUUGAGUUCGUCUACAAAAUUGACAAGAUUCCUUAAAACUCGCCUUAUGUUGUAGUGAAUCAAAAGUGAUAAUGGAUCUAAGAUUAUAAUACAAUUUUGUGCAUUCCAAAAACAGGAAAUUGAUUUGUUACUGGAUACAUUUUUAUCAUAUUCUGCAUUUGGAGAAAAAAAUGGUCUACAUGUGUUUUGGCAAUUUUUCAUAGAUUCUUGAAUUAAAUUCCUGUAGUUAUACCUUAUUGUAUACAUGUCCUUCUGGGAAAAUUGUUGACGCUAAAUAAAUACAACUUUGUUUGACACUAGUACUGCUAACAACAAUUGUUCAGUCAUUAUGUUUGCCAUGCAUUUGUCAUUGUUUUUCAGUACCAAUAUUUUUACUUUACAAAUAUAUUGGUGAGUUUCCUCAAAUUUACCAUACCUAUUCUUGAUAUUCCUUUAACUUUUGUUAUCCUCAUUUCUUUUUAAUGACAAAUGAAAUAAGAGACGUCAUACAAAAGUUUGAAAUUAUACAUGAAUAUUUCAAUCCUGUAUGAAACAAGCAUUGUUAUUGAACAGUUUUUAAGUUAUCAUCCCCUAACAUUAAAAGUUUAUAGUAUUUUGUUACAAAAACUGUCAAAAAUUGAGUCUAGAAAACAGAGUAAAAUGUUUCAGUUUUGUACAAGUCCAUUACCUGUAUUACGUCUCUGAUGAUAAACUCAGUAUGUGGUGCUUGAACACAAACAUCACUGAAUAAGUACAACAUUUCAAGUUCAUACAUAGUCUUAUGGUAUUGAUGAAACCUGUUUGUUUUGAUAUGUGAAUUUGUGGCUUCAACCUUAAAAUCAUUGGCUUGCUCUGAACAUGGUAGGGAAUGCAAGAUUUACUUAAUAUUGUUAUUUUUAGACAAUUUGUUUACUGUUGAAUUAAGUAAAUAGGCUUUUGUGAUUUUGUUGUAUACAGAGGUGAGGGGAAUUAAGAAAUAAUAAUACAUUACAUAAAAUUUAACUUUUAUCAGAAAGAUGAUGUCCAGUAUUACAUUUGGCUUCAUUCAUCAGUAGUUAUGAAAGAAGAGGACUUACAUACUUCAUUAUUUAUGUCAGAUUUCCAGACAUCUACUUAUUUAUAGUUAUAAUGUCUGUAUUUGUUACACCUAGUGCUAAUCACGCCAUGAUUUUGUUUUACUUUGUGUAUAGUGUUUUAGAAACAACAACGCUUGAAUAGUCUGCUAGUGCUAUUAGGAGGAAUCUAUCGGAGUCACAGGUGCCCAUCUUUCUAUAGAAAAAUCUUUUGUUCUCAUAACUACUGUUUGGUUUCAUUCUAUGUCCCAUCAUCAAUUUAAAUUGUUUAAAGUGCAUUAGUAAGUGGGUGGUAAGUGUAUCGUAAUAAUUCAUUGAAGCAAAUGAAAUGAAUUAUUGGAUGGAUAUUAACACAAUUUCAAUUUUUUUUUCUGUAUCAAUUUUAGAAGUUUCAAAAUGGCCUGCCACAAAGAAUUCAUCUUGUGUUUUGAUAGACACAUGGAUGUAAGUCUUGCCUAGGCCACAUGAUGGCUCUAGUAUGAGGAUGAAGUUUAUUCAUAAGUGAAUAGGCUUUUUACUUGUGUUUUGCCAAAAUAAACAACUGCAAGACAUUUUUCAGGAACAGAAUUAACCUGGUAAAUUAAACAAUCUUCCUAUGAUCAGAUCAUGCUGAAUGUCUGAAAUUUCUUUACACUUAGUAAUUUUUUGAAAGUUCAGAAAGAGUUAUUUUAGGGAAGAUAAUUAAAAUUCUGUUAAUCGAAUAAAAAAGGUGAAAUAUUGGUCUCUUUUUAUAAAAAUGGUUUGACUUAUAGUUUGUUCAGUGUUAACAGUGUAUAAUUAUACUGUAUGGGUGAGAAGUUUUUUUUCUUUAAAGAUAAUCUGAGGUUUAACACAUACAAGAGGUCUUUAGUAAUAUUCUGAAGUAUCUUUGUUGUUUUUAAAAUAUUUACAGAAGUGCUCCUUUACAUUCAUGUUAUACUAUGGAAGCUACAGAAGGCUUGAUUUUAUGUAUAGUGAAAGUAUACUUUUAUCUCCCACAUGCACAACACCCGAGGGAAGACUUUUAGUGCUGUUAGAUAGUAAAUACAACAACGUUUUCAUUGAAGACAUGUGCCAUAAUACCUUCCUCUAUAUAUUAUAUAUAUUAUGUAUUGUGAUUUCCUCAAACUAGUGCAAUUUGCUAUUAUAAAGCUAUAGUAGAAAAUAGCCAAAAUAACUGUGAAGGAUCUGAAUAUUUUUAUUGUCAUGUUCAGUAAGAAAUUGUUGAACAUUUUUAAGGUGCAUGGUUGCAGAGAUUCAAUCGUGGAUUUAGUAAAAUUUUGUUGAUAUUGAUACAUAGACUUGUUGAUACAUGUAAAAGUUUCGUUUUUAAAUAUUUUCAUUCUAGAGCUUUAGAACAUAUUAAUGGACAGACAUUGGAUGUUUUGGGGGUUAUUUGUGUUUUUGUUCUAGAGCCUUAGAAUGUCAAUUGACAACAUUAGAAAUCUACUUUAAAACACUUUUGUUCUAGAGCUUUGGAAUAUGAAUAAGCAUUGUAUGUAUUCUUGUUUGAGUGUUCUUACUAUUGAAUGCUGUCCAUUCAUACACUUUACGGAGUUGUUACAUUUGUAUAUAGUGUACAUGAUUCAUCAUCUAAUGUAUGUGAUCUUGUGUGCUCACUGAUACUGCAGAAACUACACAAACUAUUAUAUAUGUAUAUAAAACUAUAGGAACGACCUGUAAACGUGUGUAUAUAGUUAAGGGAUGAAUGGAAUUGCCUUGGGCAGGCGAAAGCAUCUGUUACAAUGUCUUGUUAAUUUGUGAUGUUAAUUGGUACUUGUAAAGUACAGCGGAAGAUGAUUAAGACCUUGCAAUAUUUGCAGUGCUGCGUUUAAAUUAUUUUGUUAUUGUUAUGUGAAAGUUGUGAUACACAUUAUUUAGGUAUGCAGAGGACCAUAUCUCCUGAAUCCUCUCUAAGUACUGCCAAUAAAACUUACAUACCACUGAUUCAGCUGUGACACAGUGAUCUUCAAUAUGUUAGUUUUAUUUGUCUGUAGAAUUGUAUUUACCUUGCAUUUAAUUUUUUUGCUUGGCAUAUUUUGCCGUUACUUCUUUUUACAUGAAAGUUUAAAAUAUACUAAGCUUUUUUAAAAAAAUAAAACCACUAAAUAAAUGGCUCUUUGAGAAAAGAUAUGUUGAUGAAAAGCAUUUUUGUGUAAUUUUAUCAUUCUAUAUUUCUGUUGUUUAUGUCCAAUAUCAUUCAAUAUAUAUUGUUCUAAGGAAACCCUAUUUUAAGCAUUGGGAGUAUACUACACAAUGUGCACUGGAGUUGUGCAUAAUGUUAUAAAAUUAUCAAAAGCU